AAUAACAAGUAUUAGGGUGUGGAGAAAUCCGAGAGCCCUCAGACGCUGCUGGUGGGACGACGAAAUAGUGCAGAUGCUGUGGAAAACAGCCCGGCACUUGCUCAAAAUGUGAGAUGUAAUGCCUCAGAGGUUCCCAACAAGAGAAAUAAAAUCUGGGUCUACACCACAGCUGGCACGGCAUUAUUCACAAUAGCCAAAAAUUGGAAACAACCCAAAUGCCUCUGAGCUGAUGAAUGGAUAAAGAAAAUGCGGUCUAUCCGUACAAUGGGGUAUCACUCAGUUAGGAAAAGGAAUGAGGUACCGAUUCACGCUACAACGUGGGUGAACUUUAAAAACACGCUCAGUGGAAGAAGCCAGUCACAAAAUGCCACAUACGUAUUAUGUGCCAAGAACCUUGCAAAGAAAGACUUCUUCAGACUCCCCGACCCCUUUGCAAAGAUUGUGGUGGACGGAUCUGGGCAGUGCCACUCAACGGACACUGUGAAAAACACAUUGGACCCCAAAUGGAACCAGCACUAUGAUCUGUAUGUUGGGAAGACGGAUUCGAUAACCAUCAGCGUGUGGAACCACAAGAAGAUUCACAAGAAGCAAGGAGCUGGCUUCCUGGGCUGUGCGCGGCUGCUGUCCAACGCCAUCAGCAGACUGAAGGACACUGGCUACCAGCGUUUGGAUCUAUGCAAACUAAAUCCCUCAGAUACUGAUGCAGUUCGUGGCCAAAUAGUGGUCAGUUUACAGACACGAGACAGGAUAGGCACUGGCGGCUCUGUGGUAGACUGCAGAGGACUGUUAGAGAAUGAAGGAACCGUGUAUGAAGACUCGGGGCCUGGAAGGCCACUCAGCUGCUUCAUGGAGGAGCCGGCCCCUUACACGGACAGUACCGGUGCUGCUGCGGGGGGAGGGGACUGCAGGUUCGUGGAGUCCCCGAGUCAAGAUCAAAGACUCCAGGCGCAGCGACUCCGAAAUCCUGAGGUCCGGGGGUCCCUCCAGACGCCUCAGAACCGACCCCACGGCCACCAGUCACCAGAACUGCCCGAAGGCUACGAACAAAGAACGACGGUGCAGGGCCAAGUUUACUUUUUGCACACACAGACUGGAGUUAGCACAUGGCACGACCCCAGGAUACCAAGUCCCUUGGGGACCAUUCCUGGGGGAGAUGAAGCUUUUCUAUACGAAUUCCUUCUACAAGGCCAUACAUCUGAGCCCAGAGACCUUAACAGUGUGAAUUGCGAUGAACUUGGACCACUGCCACCAGGUUGGGAAGUCAGAAGUACAGUUUCGGGGAGAAUAUAUUUUGUAGACCAUAAUAACCGAACCACCCAGUUUACAGACCCAAGAUUACAUCACAUCAUGAAUCACCAGUGCCAACUAAAGGAGCCCAGCCAGCCGCUGCCAUUGCCCAGCGAGGGCUCUGUGGAAGAUGAGGAGCUUCCUGCCCAGAGAUAUGAAAGAGAUUUAGUCCAGAAGCUGAAGGUCCUCAGACAUGAACUUUCACUCCAGCAGCCCCAAGCUGGUCAUUGCCGCAUCGAAGUAUCCAGAGAAGAAAUAUUCGAGGAGUCUUACCGCCAGAUCAUGAAGAUGCGGCCGAAGGAUCUGAAGAAGCGGCUGAUGGUGAAGUUCCGGGGAGAAGAAGGCUUGGAUUAUGGCGGCGUGGCGAGGGAGUGGCUUUAUUUAUUGUGCCAUGAAAUGUUGAAUCCGUAUUAUGGACUCUUCCAAUAUUCUACGGACAACAUUUACAUGUUGCAGAUUAAUCCAGAUUCUUCGAUCAACCCUGACCAUUUGUCUUAUUUCCAUUUUGUGGGCCGGAUCAUGGGUCUCGCCGUGUUCCACGGACACUACAUAAAUGGGGGCUUCACAGUUCCCUUCUAUAAGCAGCUACUGGGGAAACCCAUCCAGCUCUCGGAUUUGGAGUCGGUGGACCCAGAAUUACAUAAGAGCUUAGUGUGGAUUCUAGAGAACGAUAUCACCCCUGUGCUGGACCACACUUUCUGUGUGGAACACAAUGCUUUCGGGAGGAUUCUUCAGCAUGAACUGAAACCCAAUGGCCGAAACGUUCCUGUCACAGAGGAGAACAAGAAAGAAUAUGUCCGGUUGUAUGUAAAUUGGAGGUUCAUGAGGGGGAUCGAAGCCCAGUUCUUAGCGCUUCAGAAGGGGUUUAAUGAACUCAUCCCUCAACACUUACUGAAGCCUUUUGACCAGAAGGAACUAGAGCUGAUCAUCGGCGGCCUGGAUAAAAUCGACGUGAGCGACUGGAAGUCCAACACUCGGCUGAAACACUGCGUGGCCGACAGCAACAUCGUGCGGUGGUUCUGGCAGGCCGUGGAGACCUUCGACGAGGAGAGGAGGGCCAGGCUCCUGCAGUUCGUCACCGGCUCCACUCGGGUCCCUCUCCAAGGCUUCAAGGCUUUGCAAGGUUCUACAGGCGCGGCAGGGCCCCGGCUCUUCACCAUCCACCUGAUCGACGCCAACACAGACAACCUUCCGAAGGCCCACACCUGCUUUAAUCGGAUUGACAUUCCACCUUACGAGUCAUAUGAGAAGCUCUAUGAGAAGCUGCUGACAGCCGUGGAGGAGACCUGUGGGUUUGCUGUGGAGUGAAGAGCAACCCAGACCACAGAUUGUAGCUCAUGGCCACCAGACCCAAAGCAAGCUUUCUGUGCGCCUCCUGCGAAGCCGGCUGAGGCCCGGGAACCCUAGAUAACCGGAGGGAAAGCGUGGUCUCCCCUCCUUUUCGUUGGGGGAGCGAGGGGGGUGGGGGGACUUUGGUUGGUGGCGCCCACCCAUACUUUCCUCCUUUAUGACAGUACUCCCACCCCCUUCCAUCACCCAUCCAAUAAAAUGCAGCCAGGUUUAGCA
This is a messenger RNA of Ailuropoda melanoleuca (giant panda), 2853 nucleotides long. It is a transcript of the gene SMURF1, whose product is annotated as SMAD specific E3 ubiquitin protein ligase 1. Gene Ontology annotation, molecular function: SMAD binding; ubiquitin protein ligase activity. The record is from RefSeq and is a predicted model, not a curated record. Bases 247 to 2595 code for a protein of 782 amino acids. The transcript is spliced from 19 exons. NCBI's taxonomy places the organism in Eukaryota, Metazoa, Chordata, Mammalia, Carnivora, Ursidae. Gene Ontology annotation, cellular component: cytoplasm. Gene Ontology annotation, biological process: negative regulation of BMP signaling pathway; proteasome-mediated ubiquitin-dependent protein catabolic process; protein ubiquitination.